CUCACGCCUCCCCGUCUCUCGAGAAAACCGCUCCCUUCUCUUUGUCGAGAGGCGCCAUCUCUCCAGUCCCCUUUGUGAUCACCACUCUAGCCGAAGAUGGGGGAGGACGAUGCAGAGGCAGCAAUGUUGAUCGAGCCCAUCUUGACCGCACCGGCCACGCUGGACGGCAACUCGGCCGCCGACCACAGGGCGCCCGGCCUCGUCCCCAGGAUCCUCACCCUCUUCAAGUCCGUCCGCCCCGGCUCCGACCUCACCAAGUUCCAGCUUCCCCCUAUAUUCAACAUGCCAAAAUCUCAGCUCCAGUCAUAUGGGGAGUGUGUAUACUGCAUCGGGCAGGAUCUUAUUGGCAAGUGUGUUGAAGGAAAGAACGCCUUGGAGAGAUUCACUGCAGUGGUUGCCUGGUGCAUCUCUACUACUAGGCCGGUUAUGUUUGGCAUGGCUCCUUUCAACCCAAUACUUGGAGAAACUCAUCAUGUUUCCAGGGGAGACCUCAAUGUCUUGCUUGAGCAGAUCUCGCAUCAUCCACCAGUGUCAGCCCUUCAUGCAACAGACGAGAAGAGAGGCAUUGAAUUGAUCUGGUGUCAUACUCCUCUCCCAAGGUUCACGGGGGCUGCAGUUGAAGGUGCAAUCCAGGGGAAAAGGAAGCUAAACUUGUGGAAUUAUAGUGAGAAUUAUGAGAUGAACUGUCCCAAACUCAUGAUCAGGUUUCUGCCGGUUCCGGUGGUGGAAUGGGUUGGAAAUAUAACAGUUCGAUGCCCAGAUUCUGGCUUGGAAGCCACUCUGAGUUUCAAAGGGCAGUCGUUUUUGGGCUUUGGAGGGAACAGAGCUGUCAAAGGAAAAAUUAUUGAUUCAUUGACAAGGAAUCUGAUCUAUGAGCUAGACGGCCACUGGGAUAGGGUGAUAACCAAGAAGGAAGUAGACACUGGCAAAGUCUCUACUUUGUAUGAUGCAAGAGAAACUUUAGCUGCAAUGAAAACUCCCAUGCUCAAGGAUGCUAAGGGGUUGCAGCCAACAGAAUCAUGUUUGGUCUGGUCAGAAGUGAGCAAAGGGAUAUUGGCGAACGACUGGGAGGGGGCUAGAGAGGCCAAGAGGAGGAUUGAGGAGAGGGAGAGAAGGUUGCAGGGAGAAAGAACGGCUAAAGGGAUCUCAUGGUCGCCCAAGUACUUCAACGUAGUGAAGACCAAGGACAAUGAGUGGGAUUGCUUUCCAAAGCGACCCCUAGUUGCUGCUGCACCUAUUGUAGUCUCACCAUGAUCAUUUCAAUGAAAAGUUAUCAAUAAAAUCAG
Messenger RNA from Nymphaea colorata (pocket water lily), 1286 nucleotides. Its product is annotated as oxysterol-binding protein-related protein 4C-like. The record is from RefSeq and is a predicted model, not a curated record. Gene Ontology annotation, molecular function: sterol binding. Bases 97 to 1254 code for a protein of 385 amino acids. Gene Ontology annotation, cellular component: intracellular membrane-bounded organelle; membrane; cytosol. The transcript is spliced from 7 exons. Lineage: Eukaryota; Viridiplantae; Streptophyta; Magnoliopsida; Nymphaeales; Nymphaeaceae.